UACGGCCUGGACAGGACCAAACGGCUGCCUGCAGUGUACCUGUAAUCCCCUGGGCACACUGCCUGGAGGAAGCCCAUGUGACAUGGACACAGGAAACUGCUUCUGCAAACGCCUUGUCACCGCCAGGAACUGUGACCGGUGUCUGCCGCAACACUGGGGCCUGAGUAAUGACAUGGACGGCUGCAGACCAUGUGACUGCGACCAGGGCGGAGCCCUCAACAAUGAUUGUUCUCCGAUAUCAGGCCAGUGUCAGUGUCGAGAACACAUGUAUGGGAGGCGUUGUGACCAGGUGGAGUCAGGAUWCUACUUCAUCGCCCUGGACCACUACACCUAUGAGGCUGAGGACGCCAAGCACGGCCCUGGUGUGACGGUGGUUCCCAGGCCCUCUCCUCCYAACCYUAGUCCUACCUGGACAGGGGCGGGGUUUGUCAAGGUACCUGAGGGAGCCCACCUGGAGUUCCACAUCAACAACCUACCUGACUCCAUGGACUACGACAUGCUGAUCCGCUAUGAACCACAG
Salvelinus sp. IW2-2015 is the source of this 520-nucleotide messenger RNA. Its product is annotated as laminin subunit beta-1. Gene Ontology annotation, biological process: animal organ morphogenesis; tissue development. The record is from RefSeq and is a predicted model, not a curated record. Lineage: Eukaryota; Metazoa; Chordata; Actinopteri; Salmoniformes; Salmonidae.